AUAAUAACAAAGGCAACCAUGUUUAUUAUUCAUCUUAAAAGUUCUAAUGGAAGAUUCUGGUAUUUUCUUUUAUAUAAAAAUAUUUAAAAUAAUUUAAUUUGAAACUACAAAAUAUAGCCAAUUAUUUAUAAAUAUCACAAAGUUUGAUUGCAAAACAAGCGCGGAAAAUGACUGACGAAGAUAACGCUAAUGGGUUAGAGAAAAAUUUAAAAGAUUUGGAAAUAUCAAAUCGAUUACCCAGUGUUGCUGUUUUGGAUGAAUUUUUACCAAUUGAAAUGAACCCCUUUCAACGUAUACGACCUCGUUCACGAUCCACAGGGUCAAUAUGCACAUGUUCAAAACGGUCUCGUAAUCAUCAAUUAAAUGAAAAUAGUAAAACGAUAGCUAAAAAAAAUUCUAAAAAAUUAUUAAGAGAUCCAGUAUUAAAAUAUGUGUCAAAGCAUGUUUUGGACGAAUUAUCAAUAAAUAAAACCAGCAAAUCUUUAUCGUUAAUAAAAAAAUUUAAUGUAGAUCCCAAAGAACAGCUAACAGAUUUAUUAGACGGUUGUGAACGAUUAAGUAUUGGAUCUGAUAGUAAAAAUAAAUCAAAGUCUUCACAAGAGAGUAGAACGUCAAAUAGUAAUAAUUCAUCGUGUUCACAGGAAGCAAUCGCUGGUAUGGGUAUAACACCGCCAUGUGAUGUAACAAUGGACGAACUUGCUAGCUAUUUUGAGACAUUUGUUCAUAUUCCUAAAAAAAUGUCUUCGAUGGCGGAAAUGAUGUAUAUUUAGUUAAUAUUCUAUUAUUAUAUUUAUUUAAAUGUUGAAAUUGUUUUUGUCACCAGUUUUUUUUUUCUUCCAUUUUUAACA
Molecule: messenger RNA, 848 nt
Organism: Chrysoperla carnea
Lineage: Eukaryota; Metazoa; Arthropoda; Insecta; Neuroptera; Chrysopidae
Exons: 2
Coding region: 168-770 (200 amino acids)
Biological process (GO): cellular response to hydrogen peroxide
Source: RefSeq, a predicted model, not a curated record